This is a messenger RNA of Xenia sp. Carnegie-2017, 2620 nucleotides long. RefSeq names its product paired box protein Pax-6-like. The record is from RefSeq and is a predicted model, not a curated record. Gene Ontology annotation, biological process: regulation of transcription by RNA polymerase II. The transcript is spliced from 3 exons. Lineage: Eukaryota; Metazoa; Cnidaria; Anthozoa; Malacalcyonacea; Xeniidae. Gene Ontology annotation, molecular function: DNA-binding transcription factor activity, RNA polymerase II-specific; RNA polymerase II transcription regulatory region sequence-specific DNA binding. The coding region runs from base 1027 to 1767 and encodes 246 amino acids.
UUUACCAAGGUAAGUAAAUUUACAAAGUAAGGUGAAUUUACAAAGGUCUUGCAGAUGAAAAGCUUCCGCCAAAAAAACUCUUGCAGAUGAAGAGCUUCCGCCAACAAGUGAUUGUGAUUUCGGUAUUUCGACAACGAUAACAAAUUUCCAAAAACCUAAAUUGGCCUUUAAACAAGUGUAGAAAGAUUCGAAGUGCAGUGUUUCGGCUCGUGAUUCUACCUAACUAUAAGAUCCUCAACGACUGAGGAAUAUUGACAGUAAAUUUCUUAUUAUAAAGGCCACAUGGUCAAAUGGGAAAAUGUUCAUAAAGAGGAGAUUCUUACGGAAGCAAAAAUAUAGUUCAAUGAUCUUUUUCCAAAAAACACAUCAUGAUUUUCAGCUUAAAUCGCAAACCUAAUAAGUCCGCUCCACACUAUGACUACUUGGACAUACUUUAUGCUUCUUGAAAACGUCCUAUCUCAUUGCGUUGAAUACAGCCCCCGCUUCAAAUUAACGAUUAAAAUAAACUGUUAUAGUGACGUAUAUUGCAAACACGCGGGCGGAAAGUUAUUGAAAACUUAACGAUGUCAAACAUCUGCGUAGCUUGAAGUUUUUGAGCGUUAAUCUAAAUUAAAUCAGUCCCAUACCCAAAAUCAAUGCAGCAUUAUCUAUGAUUUUCCUCUUUUUCUAUUUCUUCGCGUAUUAUGCAAAUGAGCGUGACGGGCCUCAACGCAUGGACAGAAAGAGCUGUGAUAACGAGGCGCCAAUAAACCUUAUUAGAAUCAAUUCAAAUUGAUUAAAUUACGAUAGGACAUAUCCCAGCGGGAGAUUAGAAAAAAGGGUCGUGGAACGAGCAAUGCGUCAGAGCGAGUUUUGACAUUGAAAAUCUGAUAAAUCGACACCGCGAUCUGAUUGGUCGGUGACGAGUUAAGUGUGAUCACAAAUUUUGAUGGCCGAUCGAUGUAUAAACGCCCAUGUCAGAAGAAAUGGCUAACAUAAAACCACACGAGUCAACAACCAACAAGAAAGCCAACGACCUCUACAAAUAUGGAGCUUCAGGAUUAUUAUCAUCGUUUGAGUGCGAUGCAUUACCACAAUUUCACUAACUACAAAUCAAAUGAGUUUGGCCAUCAUUACAUCGAUAGCGUAAACUGUCCGCCAAGCAUACAAGCCAUUUAUCAAAAUGGCGUAUUUGGCUGCAGCCGGGCUAUUAAUCAUUCCACAGUUAGUAAUUUUGGCUCAAUUUCUUUUCCCGACGAUGUUGAAAUAGCGGUUGACUUGUCUAAGAUCCGCGUCACACGAACCAGACGCAGUCGAAUGCAGUAUAGCCCAUGGCAAGUUGAAGAGAUGGAGAAUGUCUUUCAGAAGACGCAUUAUCCUGAUGUUUUUGUAAGAGAAGCCUUGGCUCUUAGACUUGAUCUGGCUGAACCGCGUAUUCAGGUUUGGUUCCAAAACCGACGAGCAAGAUGGCGUCGUAAAGAAAACACGGUUGCACAACCAGGAAGGAGAAGUCUUUCGCAAAUGGAGAAGCCUUCAGAACUUAAAACUGCGAAACAAAACCAAGAAAAUAACGAAAUGCCACAAGCAAACAUUAAACACAGCAUAGCGAGCAUUCUCGCCAAACCAACGCGGAUCAUUCCAGUGCCAUGGACGGUUCCAAAACGAGGCAAAAGACGUCACAGUGAGAAAAAGAAAUCAAACAAGACUGUGGAUAGUUUGAGAACGCGUUUAGAUCAUGACAGAGAGAACGAUUGCGAUCCAGGAAUAGAAAUUGUCGCAAAAAUGUGACAAUGAAGUCUUAUUGUCAAUAUGGCGGCCACUUCUAUGAUGGUUAAAAUCGCUCAUUCGCUGGAGAUGUUUCGUACAAUUAUUCAAAAGCAAUCGAACGUACAAGAAGCCGUGGAAAACCUCUCAAUAUCAGUCGCUGUGAUAUGAGAAUUUCGAUCAAAAGAAAAAAUGUAGGACGGAAUGAUAAAAAUUUUACUUGAGCAAUAUUUGUUGAGCCGUCAGAGAUGUAUAUUCUUGCUUAUUGAUUUUUAUGUUGAAGGGUAUUUGCAGGUUGAAGAGCAUUUUUUCUUCCCUCCUCUUCAAUCUGCCAAUACUCUUUAAUCUGCAAACACUCUUUGACCUGCAAAUAGUAUAUCAAUGCAAGAGUCAACGCAUAUCUUGACGGCUCAAUCUUCUCAAAUAAUAAAACUAUUCAAAUUUUCAACACGAUUAUUCCAGAGGCAGACGUGGUGCAACUCUAAUGUCGUAGUAAAGUAAUGAUUACGUAAUGCAAUAUUUACAUACUAUUCGUUCACGUGUCGGAAGCCACGAACAGAUAAUAAAAGUUACGAGAACAAUGAUAAGAUUGUGACGCAGUAUACAUAACAUGCAUCAAUAGUUUUGGUAAUAAAGUAUUUUACGUUAAAUAUAGUGAGUUUAACAUUGAAUCUUGAAAAAACCCCAUACAUGCUAGAAUCAAUUAGACGCUAUAUGCUAUUUUUGUUUCUGGUUGAUUUUUCAAUAAACUCAAUGAAUAGAUCUUAAAGUGCCCAUAUCAGAGUCAGGAAAAUAACUUAUUUAGAUAGUUAAAUUUAUGUAAGAGCAUUUGCAGUAUUUUGUAAGAGACGAAAAUUUUAUCUUUAUGGACCUUUUA